Messenger RNA from Hymenoscyphus albidus, 2477 nucleotides. NCBI's taxonomy places the organism in Eukaryota, Fungi, Ascomycota, Leotiomycetes, Helotiales, Helotiaceae. The record is from the annotation of a GenBank genome assembly.
UGAGACGAUUAGAUAACGAGCCACCCGUCAAAUGAACAACCUUUUAAAUUAUGAGGCACUCUUUCUGGUAUAAGUAAGAAGAAUAAUUGGCAUUAUUCACGUCAACCGAUGAUUAGCUUUUUUUUUGGUAAGGACUGUACAUAUCAGGGUUUGAAUUGCCGGUAUAUCGUCGUUGACUGGUGAAAUGAAAAGAGCUCUUCUGCACUUACCCGAAUACCUCUUGGUGGCUUUGCCCCUUCGCCCUCUUUUCUACCGGUAUCGUGCCUUUCCUUUGCUGGUAUUAGCUACUCUUGGAUUAGGAUGAAAAAUAGAGAUCGGAUUGCCCCGAUGAAUAGGAUUGAUAAGAAAGGAAUCCUGCCCAGAACUGGGAAACAGAAAAAUAGCCUCAAAGAUUCAUACAGAACAACGCAGUACAAAAUGGCACUCGCCAUCUCUAUUCUUGUUCUAUGUAUUGCCCUCACAUGGGGAUUUCCACUUUCGGCGGCUUUGAGGUUUCCAAACCCUAGUUCCGAAUUCUCAACCAUUACACGAUAUCCGAAUCUACUAAAUGCCGGAGCAGAAGAGCUCAUUGCCGGGUUGAAUAAUCGAAGCUGGACCAGCGUUGAGUUGACAAAGGUGGGUAGCUAAUUUCUAUAGAGGCCAACUCUUACACUCCACAGGCGUACAUUCUUCGGAUCAACGACGUCAACCCAAGCCUCAAAGCGAUCACUGAAUUGAAUCCAGACGCGUUAUCAAUAGCUGCAUCUCUUGAUGCGGAACGCAGAAAUGGGACAAUUCGCAGCCCUUUGCACGGAAUACCGAUUUUUAUUAAGAAUAAUAUAGCCACCAAUGACUUGAUGAACAAUACAGCUGGAAGCUACUCGUUGCUCGGCGCUCGAGUUCCUCGAGAUGCCCUCGUUGCUGCGAAAUUGCGAGCUGCUGGAGUCAUUAUUUUGGGCAAAUCAAACUUGUCGCAAUGGGCAAACUUUAGGUCUUUCAACUCAUCUAAUGGCUGGUCGUCAUAUGGUGGUCAGGUAGGCAAUCCCACAUCCUCGUUACCCCACUCCAACAUUUUCCGGGCUAUUUUCAAGCGGCACGCUAUUAUCAGAUUCCCCUCUUUCUUUCUGAACAUCCCUCCAGAAUCAAUGGAAUAAUCAGAAUUGGAAAUGCUGACAUCAAGAUCUCCAAUAGGUGACUGGUGCUUAUUAUCCCGUAAGCAUGUUGAAAUCUUAGUCUAUGAGUGCAGGCGCUGACUUCAUCUUGAGAAUAUGGACCCAAGUGGUAGUUCAUCAGGAAGCGGUGUUGCAAGUUCUAUUGGUCUGGCAUUUGCAUCCCUAGGUACCGAAACGAGUGGCAGCAUCAUAUCCCCUUCAAGUGUAAACAACAUUGUUGGAAUCAAACCCACGGUAGAGAAGCCAUUCCCAUACUUCACGAUUUUCUCUCAUGACAUAAUAAGUUCCGCACCUUAGUACAGGAUCUAUGAAGCUAACCUCUAGCAAGGUGGGAUUGACUUCUAGAUCUCUGGUCAUUCCUAUCAGUGAGCAUCAGGACACCGUUGGGCCAAUGGCAAGAACGGUUUCAGAUGCUGCCUUCCUCCUCAGUAUUAUCGCUGGAAAAGAUGUGAGCGAUAACUAUACAUUGGCUCAACCUUUUGAUACACCCCCAGACUAUACCUUAGCCUUGAACUCUUCUAGUCUCCGUGGGGCCCGAAUUGAAAUAGUGAGAAACGUUUUACCGAAGCCUAGAAAGUCGAACCAACCCUUACUGGAUGCCUUUGAAGAGGCUAUCGAGGUUAUGAAGAAAGCAGGUACAGUUCUUGCUGAUACCGCCUUCUCGUCUUACAGUGAUUAUACAAACAAUAACGGUGUAAUUUCACUAAAGGUACUUAAUGGCGACUUUAUUUCUGAUCUUCCCAAAUAUCUCUCUGAACUCACCACUAAUCCUAACAAUAUUACAAACCUCGCGGAUGCGGCCAAUUACACCCGCAAUGACCCCUUAGAGGAAUAUCCUCAGAGAGAUAUUGGGAUUUGGGAUGAAGCUUUGGCAGGAUUCAACAACACAAGCCCACAAUUUUGGGAGGCAUACCAGACAACUUCUUUCUGGGGAAACGAAGGAGGAGUGACAGGUGCUCUCAAGGCUGGGGACUUUGAUGCUUUGAUCCUUCCAAGUGACUUUGCUUGGGAUGUUCCAGCCUUCAGUGGUCUUCCACUUAUUACUGUGCCAUUGGGAUUCUAUCCGUCAAACAUUACUGUUGAGAAGUCACAGCCUUGGGGAUUGGUCGAGGUUGCGCCAAAUAUCCCGUAAGCUACUUACUCUUUCAAUGGGAAACUACUAAUACAUCCAGAUUUGGUAUUUCAUUCUUGGGACCAAAAUGGUCUGAAGAACUUCUCAUCGGACUCGCAUACUCUUACGAGCAACGCACGCAAACACGCAACAAGAUCCAGCCUUAUUUGAUACCAAUGCCUCAAUUAUGCGAUGUUGUGUCAAAGAGAAGAUGA